AUGUCGAAAAUGAAUUCGAAAGAUAAAGACAACAAAACGUUGCACGAUAAACUCAAGCAAUUUUUUCGCAUAAAUAAAGGAAGUUACAAGAGUCGCGAAGAAUUCACUUUGACUUAUGAUAUCGAAAAAGAAAUUAGUCCAGACAGUCCAGUGCAUCAUCGUACGAAAGCGAUUAAAGAGCUUCGUGAUGCAGUGCUUAAUCAACAGUGGGAAGAUAGAGCGGCUGAACGUUUGUGGAAUUUAGUUCAAGACUUACUAGGAAAGGAUGUUCCUCGCGAACAUAGGCAUUUAACCUUGAAUUUUUUAAAAUGCCUUGUACAAGGACAAUAUUCUAAACUUUCAUCAUUGAUGCGUGUAAAAUUUUUCAUGGUGGUAAAGGAAUACGAUAUUCCUGAAGAUAUUGGUCCUAGAUUGGAAUUGUUACAAACAUUAACAGAACAUGGAAAAGAUAUUUUACAUUUAGAAGAAAGAAUGGGUCCUUUCCUGUUAGAAUGGAUGCCUACAGUAACAGCAGGAGAUGGGAAAAGAGGAGCUGAAUUUUUGUCUCUUCUUGUUAAUGUUAUCAAAUUCAACUCUGCUUACAUCGAUGAGGAUAUUAUAUCUGGUCUCGUCCAAUAUAUUUCUCAUUUGUGUUAUUAUAGUAAUAAUACCGAAGUUGUUUCUGGAUGUUUGGAAGCUCUUGAUGCUAUUAUGUGUUAUAGUAAUUUACAAUCUGACUCAUUGCAAACUUUUAUUAUAGCCUUGUGCAGAAGUGUAAAUGUUGAGACUUAUUGCCAAACAAGUUGGAAGAUUAUGCGAAAUUUAUUAGGAACACAUAUGGGUCAUUGUGCUUUGUAUACAAUGUGCCGCUUGUUACAAGAUACUAACUUUCAACGUGACGUUCGUCUAUUACGAGGUGCAGUGUUUUAUGUAAAUAUGGGUUUGUGGGGUACGCAUAGAAUACCAAAAUUAGAAUGUACGCCAGCAUCUGUUUUACCUUCGUUCUAUCAAGCUCUACAAUGCAAUCAUCCAAUUGUUAUGUAUGAGGUCACCCUAUCAAUACAAAGAUUGGUGAAUAAAUAUGGUAAUGAAUUAUGGGAUCCUACAUGGAGCAUCAUUCUUGAUAUCAUAGAAGAAAUUAUUACUCACACUGAAACUAGUAAUCAGCCAGCAACCAAACAGGUUUCUAUGAGUUUACAUGAGACGAUGACUAAUAUUGAAAGUUUACUUGAUGCAAACAAUUAUAACGGUUGCAUACAACGUUUUUAUGAUCUUAUUGAACGUUGUAGCGAUUCUCGACCUGAAGGAUCUGUAUUAAAAUUAAUUGAAUACAGAGCUUCUGUGAUAGGUCCUACAUAUUAUCAAUGGCAGACCAAAUUAGGAUCUUUGAUGGAACGUUACUAUAAAAUUGAAACACGUACAACCAUUAGAAUGAAGGUUCUGGAUGUUCUAACUAAUGUCAUUUAUGUUAAUAGGUCCAGAUAUGAAGAUGAGCUUAUUGAGCGAAUAGUUGUACCAUACACACAACACGUGGAUAUAGAUCCAGAUAUUACAAUUCGUACCGUCACAGCAAAUUUACUAAUAGAUCUUUGUUUGGAAUGUGAUACUAAGCGAUGCAUAGAACUUUUAGACAUACUGGAAAAGAUAAUCAACAAGCCUUUCAUAUCAGACACUCCAAUAUCUAUGGAUGCCGAUAUUAAAGAUGUAAAAACUGCUGUUGUUGGAGUUAUAAAGAUAUUUACUUCUAAAAUUUAUCGCUUACCAUCGAGUCACGCAAUUUGUGCUUACAAAAUUUUAGUGAAUCAUCUUGAGCAACAUUACAAAGACCCCUCAGUCUUCCAUGAUGUAUCAACAACACGUUAUUUGAUUUUUGAGUGUUUUUUAAAAAUCAGAGCAAAUUCUUUGCAUCAUCUUGGUAUAUUAGAUACAUCAAAUGCUACUGUAACACGAUUUAGUCCAUAUCUUGUUUUGGAACAUGGUACAAGUGAACGUAUGAACAAUGCAGGUGGUGGCAACAGUCCUCCACCUGCAAGUCCAGUGCCAUUGCAACAUUUAUCUUGUCAUAUUACUUCGAUAUCUUUGACUCAUGGGUGUAAAACUAUUAUUUCUUGUAUCAAACAAGAAAAAGAUUGGAAAGUUUUAUAUCUCGUAUUAAAAGAAUUACCUCAAGUAAUGCAGAAUAGAGCACUGGUGUUAUCUCGUCAUAGUAAUGAUAUUGACUUUUUUGCAGCAGCUUUGUGUUCAAUGGUGAGUGACAAGAGUUUGCGUCUCCCUGAGUCACUUUAUAAUGUUCCACCUAAAUUUACUCUUUCCGAAUUUCGAGUCUACGUUUUUCCAGUACUUGCAUCUCUAGCAUCAUAUCAUGCACAUUUGGAACCUUAUUUACAACAAAGUUUAAUAAAAUGUCUAGAGGUUGGUCUCACAGCAAAGUGCGCAAGCCAGUGUGUAACCAGUCUCACAAUUUGCACAUUAGAAAUGCGUGAUGCAAUGAAUAAACUUUUGUCUGAAGUGCUUUUAAAUUUAUCAAAAAUUUCUGCGACAGUCUAUAUUGCUAUACCUAUUAUAGAAUUCUUAUCAACUCUAACUAGACUUCCGAAAGUUUUUGCUAGCUUUAUUGGAGAUCAAUAUAUGUCUGUAUUUGCAAUACUGUUGCCGUACACCAAUCCUUUCAAGUAUAAUCAUUAUACCGUAUCUCUGGCUUAUCAUGUAAUUGCUGUAUGGUUUUUGAAAUGCAGACUUCCUUUUCGGAGAGAAUUUGUUAAAUUUAUUACUACAGGAUUGAAGGCAAAUGUGAUAAUUCCUCUUGAAGAAGGACAUCUAAUGAAAUCUGAUUUUAGUGUCAUUAACGAAGAUUCUUCAAACAGAAAACGUAGUUCUAGUCUGACUGAACAAGGUAGUAGAGGUCGAAGAGAAAGACCCAUAAUGGCUAAUCGAAUGAUAGGAGAAAGUAGAGCUUUAGACUUAAAACCUCCAAUGGAUGAAGGUCUAAUGAAUUUUCAUAUUGAGCUUAUUGAAACUUGUAUUGAUUUAAUGGCUCGUUAUACAUUUUCAAAUUAUUCAGCACGGCCUAAAAGGUUACCAGCUGCUGAUUUUCUCCUGAAAGAAGGCCAGUCAAUGACUUGGAUUCUUGGUAAUAGACUUAUCACUGUAACGACAAGUGGUUGUAGUAAUAAAGCUAUGCGUGGUGGACUUUGUGACAAUUGUUGGGCAGCAUGUAAACCUGGCUUUCUGUUACUCGAUCACACAAAAACCUCUCACUCAAUCUUACAGCGUACUUCAAGUAUUGAGACAUCGAAAGAAGAUAAAUUAUCUAGACAAUCUUCUGGUGGUCAUGGGAGUUCAAAUGCAAAUACUGCUACAAAUUCUCCUACGGAAGAAUCUAAAAAAUCUACAGAAGAAUCUGAUAGUACGAAAAAGGAAUUUCUUAUGGAGAAAACUGACAAGGAUCAAAUUGAAACAUCAAAAUUAGGACAAAUAUUAAAUAAUGAUAAACAAGAUGGACAUAUAUUGUGUGCUUGUUGGUGUCAAGGAUGGGCUGAAAUAUAUGUUCGUAGACCUACAGGCGAUAUGUCAUGGAUUAUGAGAAUCCAGAAUUCAACACAAUUUGAAACUCCUAUGGAUUUUCCUGUACAUGACAUUAUGGCUUUGUAUAUGCCAAAUCAAGAUACAGUACAAAAUAAACAACAGGAGGCUGCUUCAGAAUUCUCAGAUGAUGAAACAGAGGAUGUGCCAAACAAAAAUAAUAAUCAGAUACAAAAUGAACAUGUGAAACCAGUAAUUUCGUCUAUAGUAUCAGGUCCAAUUGCAAUACCUGGUUCGCCAGCUCGGCCUAGUCCAUCUCGGCAAAGUUCAAGAGACAGUUUAGAAAGUUUAGAAGAAGGUGAAGAAGAUACGCGACGUUCUAGAAAUCCAGUACGCCGAUCAAAUUCAAGUCCAGAAAUGAGCGCUAAUUGGAAAAAUCCAUUUUUAAAUAAAGAAAAACUAAAUGUGCAACAACAACAAAUUGAUAAAGAUUUUACUUGCUCAGAGCUAGAGAUUAAAUUGGAUGCGGAAUUGAAGAAGCAUUCAAAAAAUAUUUAUACAAAAGACAUGAGAGUUAGUUGCGAAGCUAUACCAGAAGAAAUAUUUGGUAUGGGAACAACCCCACCUUCUUCAGAAAAUACUGGAGAUCAUCCAACUACAUUACGUUCGCAACGUUCUUAUCCAGGAGCAACACAAAUUACUCAAACUAUUUCAACAACUAGUAAUACCGUACCACCAUCUCCUACAACUGUACAGGCACCAGGAAGUUAUUUAGGAAUACAAACACGUUCUGCACAAAUACAAUCAUCUACCACAAAAGCACCGCAAUCACCUACUCAAAUUUAUUCUCGAUUAUCUAGUCUCGAUUAUAAUCAGAAGCAAACUCCAUUAACUGUUGAAAGUAAACCACCCAUUGGGCGGACUCAUAUUGUAGAUAAGCAGAAAGAUGAAAGGCCAGAUCCAUCUACAUUGCCUCCUUUACCUUUACCUUUUCGCGACAGAGGUCACACAAUCUCUGUUAUGAGCCCAGCUAAAAAAUCACGAGACUGGGAUAACAUACGACGAGGCAAUUCUCCUCGAGUAAAAGAACCGCCGCGAACAGGCAUUAAUCCAAGUUUUGUAUUCCUUCAACUUUACCAUGCAGCGCAUUUUGGCACUACCACAGAAAAGCCUUUAAUGGUUCCACAGACAACAGCCAUACAACGCGCAGUUACGAACCUAGAUAGAAUACAGCCGUAUGAAACUCACAAAAUUGGAGUACUUUAUGUCGGCCUGGGUCAAGCUUCAAAUGAAAUUGAAAUUUUAGCAAAUCAACAUGGUUCGCUUCGUUAUACUGAAUUUUUGAAACGUUUAGGUACAUUAGUUCGACUAAAAGAUGUCGACGAAAAUAUAUUUUUGGGUGGAUUAGAUCGUAAUGGUGAGAAUGGAGAGUUUGCUUAUAUUUGGCAAGAUGACGUUACACAGGUAGCUUUUCAUGUUGCAACAUUAAUGCCUACAAAAGCAAGUGACCCAAAGUGUACAUCUAAAAAAACACAUAUUGGGAAUAAUUAUGUAACACUUGUAUACAAUGAAUCUGAUGAACCAUAUAAUAUACAGACAGUUAAAGGUCAAUUUAAUUAUGCCUGUGUUGUGAUACAACCUUUAGAUCAUGGUACUAAUCAAGUUACAGUACAAGCACGAGAAGAAUUGGCUGAGCAUAUUGGUCACAGCGAGCCUAAAAUUAUUUCUGAUCAAAAUUUGGCUAUUCUUUCACGGCAACUUGCUUUGCAUGCUAAUCUAGCCUCAAUGGUUUGUUCGUCUUUGAAGCAAAAUAGUCAUAAUCCAUAUGCUUCCAAUUGGUUGGAGCGCUUACGUCACAUCAAGCGUUUAAGAAGCAGAGUAUUGCAAGAAUACAUCAAUAAUAAUCCGGAGACUGCUACAGACGAAUUAUCACCAAGAACCAACAAACGAGUGUAUAUGGACGACUUCACGGAAUAUACAACAUAGUUAUUUGUAUCAUUUAUAGAAUAACACUAUGAUAAAAAUAUUAACGAAUGGAAAUGUUUACAUAUUAGAUCAAAUUAAUGCAUUAAACAAAUAAAUGUGCAUUAAUUGUUGUCAGAGUAUUUUAAAA
Trachymyrmex cornetzi is the source of this 5614-nucleotide messenger RNA. It is a transcript of the gene gig, whose product is annotated as TSC complex subunit tuberin. Lineage: Eukaryota; Metazoa; Arthropoda; Insecta; Hymenoptera; Formicidae. Gene Ontology annotation, biological process: regulation of cell cycle; negative regulation of Wnt signaling pathway; negative regulation of TOR signaling. Gene Ontology annotation, cellular component: TSC1-TSC2 complex; nucleus; cytoplasm. Gene Ontology annotation, molecular function: GTPase activator activity. The transcript has 29 exons. Bases 1 to 5487 code for a protein of 1828 amino acids. The record is from RefSeq and is a predicted model, not a curated record.